GACGUUAAGAGAACGGUUGGAAUUGUACGUAAAACUCAUAACUCGUGAUACUCGGGCUAGUUCCUGUCUGAUCAUCAGAUUGUUUUUGUUCAUUUUUUAACAACACUGCAAACCCCCAAAUACAAUUCACCAAAAUAAAUUAUGAAGUAUCAAUUACGUUUACUAUUGACGUUUAAGACUGAGGCCAGUUUCUUAUGGCAGCAGGUCUCCCGGAUGUGACGUAGCCUUCACGGUCGCGUCUCCGCCAGUGUUUUUAAAAAAGCGGCGGUUGCCCGUCGACCACUUUUCGGUGCAUAAGUAACAUUUAUUUCUUUGCUGCAGUUAUCCAGAGCAGUAUUACAACUGGGAUCCUGGUGUUUGCACCAGCAACAUGCAGCACCAGCAGUAUGCAGAGGAGCGAGGCCUUCUGGGCUCACUCUGUCCUGGGGAGAAGAAGCUGGAGGGGAAAACCUUCUACUUGGACGGUCUAAAGAAACGCUCAACAGCCCUUCUUUUGGAGGCUGUAUCUCUUCUGGGAGGGAGGGUCGAAAGUUUCCUGCACAAGGAUGUGUGCUUUAUUGUGACUGGAAGCCAAGAGGCCCCGAAGGAGCAGAAGCAUACAGAUACUAAAGCAGAGAGAAAAGGGACGAGUGAAGAGGCCAAGUGUCCCAUAAUGCAGCGAGAGAGCAUCCUCAGCAGUGACAAGCGGCGACAAGGAACUCCUCGACCAACGCCUUGUGGCAGCCGUGGGAAGGCCCUGCUGGAAAAAGCCAUUCGCAACAAUGAACGACUGCAGGGGACAAGCGUUUUGGACAAUGCACGAUCAUGGGGAGUGAAGAUUUUGUAUGUGGAUGACGUCCUUUUGUAUUUGAAACAGUUGACUCGAGAGAGCGUUUGUGGUGUACUCAAGAGGCCGGAGAAGACAUCUACCAAACAGCAAGGUUUUCAUGUUGUCAAAGCUGCAGCGCUGAGGUCCCCCUUUAUUAAAAUUGAAGACAUAAGCAGGAAAUACAAGCCCUUGCAUUUGCAAUCUAUGGUCUUCCCCACUCUGUGGUACUCGGGCCGAUUUAGUCCCUUUGAAUCUCCACCUCCUCUGUUUGAAAAGCAAGACAAGAGUAAAAUAAGGGAGAAGAAAAAAAUUGAAAGCAGCCCUAAGGACAAAUCUCAAACCACACUCUGCUGUACCCCUUCACCUUUGAGGCCACGCAAAAAAGACGUGUCUUUCUGCGAAUGCUGCCAUCAACCCUUCACCAGUCUGGAGGAGCACUUGCAGUCUGAUCAGCACCGGGCUUUUGUCCUGGACGCCUCGAACUACAGCGUGCUGGACGAACUGGUGGCCGGGAUGCUUCCGGGGUUUGCCCCCCAAUCGGCUCAACCAACGGAUGACACACCGGAGCGACCCCUGACUCCUUUGCCCGUCUGUGAACUGGAGCCUCUCACUGAUGCCGAGGCAGAGCACGCUGUUCGGGCUUUGCGGGGCCGAGGUUCAUCGCUUCAGGGUCACCUCUCCAGUCCUGCGAGGGGUCCUCGCUCAUCUCCGGGGGUUCAUUUUCCCAUCCCAGAUUCGCCACUCACUCAACCUGCUGACCUCCAGCCUUUCAGUGACAUCCAUCCCCGCACCUCAAGUCCAGUCAUGCCCGUUCUGCAGAUUGAACCCCAAGCGCACAACUCGGCUAGCGUCUGCCCAUCUCCUGACCCUUACUCCCUGCCGCCUGUCCUCAGCCCACAGGUCCCUUGUGGCUCCAACAUUACGGAGUCGCACUGCCCGUACUCCGAGCCGCCCGUCCUCAGUCCCCAACAGUACACUGCAGAGGAGGCUGUGGAAAUACACACUUGUGAAAUGGACCACGGAGAAAGCGUGUCUAUGUAUGUCCCCGAUCCUUUCUCCACAGCACACAUUUCCGUGGCUUUGGCAUAUUCAGAAGGAGUACAGGGAUCAAACCAAGGAAGUAUAUUGGGAUUGAGUGAGAACAUACGUUCCCCCGGUGGUUUGGCGUGUGCUACGAAGUUGCCACGAAGAUCUCGGUCCCUCCCCCGACAGAUGGCGACGACGCCAAACCCCAGAAAGCGCUGCAGGUCAGCCAGUCCGCAGCAAAGCCGCAGCAAAAGGAGGAGGUUUACAGCGGAAUGUGGCUACACGGGCAGCUGGGUUGAACAAGUCGAACCAGAAAGUGACAUAGCGAAACACAAGGACUGUUUAUUAUUUGACAAAGUGUCCUGUCAGAUAAGACAGUCCAGUCCUAAACCAGAGGUCUCCUCCACGUGCACUGUGAAAACACUUGAGUCCAAACCGACCGUUACCAUGUUUUUCGUUCCUACAGAACAGAAUUUCACUGAGGCGUCGACAGGCCUUUUGGGUCUCGCUAGGACUUCAGGCGCCGAUCUUCCAUCAAAGCCACUGUCCUCGCAAGCAAAGACUUCUCUUUGCUUCCCUGGGGACAAUUCUCAGAGUGCGUUUUCAAGUCUAUCGCACUCCACCUCAGUGUGCAUCGAGUCGGCCCUCAUCCCGGACUUGGGCUCGCUCCCCUUGUCGUCGUCGGACUCCGAAUGGGACUGCGGCCUGCUCUCCCGCCUCGGGCCUUCCCGGGGGGCGACGGCAGAGGCCCCCGAGCAGCGGCGGGAGCUCAGCGAGGAUCUCCUCCACAGGCCGUGCGGCUGGAUGCGCGACGCCAGCUACGAGUCGCGGCUGCACACGGUCCUUCAGCCGUCGCCCCCGGCAACCUCGCUGUGUGGGGAGAAAGGCGACCCUUCCGCGUUUUCCAGGACUGUCGUGCAAAUCGUCGAGGUUCAGCACUGAUGGUCAUUGCCUCGGGGGGGGGGGGGGGGGUUAAAAGAACCGCUAAGCUGCGCAAGGGCAGCGGGAGACGUGCGUUUUUCCCGCUGCAGCGGCAUAUCCGGCAGGGAGGAAACGAUCAAUAUGAGUCAAUGAAGUGUACACUGAAUAAAUAUUUAAAUCUUAGUGCCAACUAAACUGUUACAUUUAGCUGUUUUUGUCCCAAGAGCGUCCGUUGUGGUUCUCCGCUCAGGCCUCAAUCCUGCAAAGAAUCAGUAUGAUGUUUUGCUGACUGAAGUCUUUUAGCAGAUAUGUCAGGGAUCAUAGAGGGUUGUAAAGAAUUCCAUGAGGCUUUUCUGAAAGGUCCAUAUGCAAUUACCGUGAGUGCCGUGUCUGGAUCAGAGCCCACUUGCGCUGGCGUUGAUGAGGCGUUCGUAGAGUGGAGGACUUGCACUCCCCGCGUCACACAAAUAUCUGAUUAAUGUAGAAUUGCCUUUCCCAGCUUUUGAAGGUCAGCCAAAAGAUGUGUUUUGUCAAGGGGAGGUGUGUGUGUGUGCGCGCUACGUGCAGGUUAAUUGUCUGAAGUGUUAAGGCAGCUGCCGUUAAAGACUUGUCAUUGCUCAUUAUAAUGGACAAAAAACUAAACAUCUCAUGUUUUCCACAAUCUGAAUAUCUUCCAUGGAAGUUACAAACAAACAAACAUCGUAUAUAAAUCUUUGUAAUAAGCAAGGAGACACAGUAUUUCAGUAAGUGGAAGGGGGAGCGGUUCUCUUUGCAAGCAUGUAAAUUGAGUUCUUGUACAGUGUUUAAAAAUAAAUGCUUUUAAACAACAUUUCCUUCUGCACAGUUAUGAAAGAAAAGCUUCUUGCUCAAAGCAUUGUUGAGAACGUUGUGGGUUUGCUGGUUGAGUUCUCCUCCGCGGCCUAAUAAGUGCUGACUCUGCUUGUCGGCUAAAAGCGAGCCGACAGGGAAGGAUGAGGCGAGGACGGCUGGGUCGAUGUGUCCUGCUGGGCUCAUCCGAUCUGCCCAACUUGCAGCUGACGCAAACAAUAUUUAAUCUCAUCACACGACUAUCCAGACUCCUUGGCAUGAAAGGAGCUGCGUGUGAGUGACCCUGGAGAAAAAACUCUUUGAUUUAAGACAAUGUUUGGCUUACGAUACGAAUGUGGUGUUUAGUGAGAUGUAAGUUCUACCUGGGAGUUCAGGGUUCAAGUGAGCUUCAAAGCUCAUAAAAUACCAAAUCUUCUCAUCAAAGCAAGUUGUAUUCAUUUAGAAUCUCAAUAAUUGUAUUUAAAAUAGUAUUGCACUGAAUGUGUUUGUUACAUUCAACACUAAACUGCUUUAUUGGGACUGUGGGUCCGGUUUUGAUGAACUG
Molecule: messenger RNA, 4127 nt
Organism: Pungitius pungitius (ninespine stickleback)
Lineage: Eukaryota; Metazoa; Chordata; Actinopteri; Perciformes; Gasterosteidae
Gene: dbf4b
Product: DBF4B-CDC7 kinase regulatory subunit
Exons: 12
Coding region: 371-2776 (801 amino acids)
Biological process (GO): positive regulation of nuclear cell cycle DNA replication; regulation of cell cycle phase transition
Cellular component (GO): Dbf4-dependent protein kinase complex
Molecular function (GO): nucleic acid binding; zinc ion binding; protein serine/threonine kinase activator activity
Source: RefSeq, a predicted model, not a curated record